This is a messenger RNA of Pyrus x bretschneideri (Chinese white pear), 1246 nucleotides long. Its product is annotated as receptor-like protein kinase FERONIA. The record is from RefSeq and is a predicted model, not a curated record. Gene Ontology annotation, molecular function: transmembrane receptor protein tyrosine kinase activity; ATP binding. Gene Ontology annotation, cellular component: plasma membrane; plasmodesma. The transcript has a single exon. Bases 1 to 1104 code for a protein of 367 amino acids. Lineage: Eukaryota; Viridiplantae; Streptophyta; Magnoliopsida; Rosales; Rosaceae. Gene Ontology annotation, biological process: protein autophosphorylation.
AUGGGGUUUAGUACUACUGCACAGUCCGUCUCACGUUUCUUCAUCUGUGCGUGGAAGACACUAGCAUCAUGGGAUAAAAUUAGAAAACGCAGCCAAAACCAAAAUUGGGCCUUUAUGCAGGAACUAUGCCGCCGCUUUUCGCUGGCUGAGAUCAGAGCAGCAACCGAAUGCUUCAACGACAAAUUUUAUAUUGGCAGGGGUGCCUUCAGCUCGGUCUAUAAAGGGUACAUCAACGGUGGGGCUACUGUUGUUGUAAUCAAGCGAUUUACAGCCAGCACACGAGACUUCAGGAACGAGGUGCAGCUGUCCUGCCAGCUGCGCCACCCCAACCUUGUCCCUAUUGUCGGAUUCUGCGAAGAAAAAGGGGAACUUAUCCUUGUCUACGACUAUAUGCCCAACGGUGCCUUGUCUUCUAAGCUGUUCAAUAUAGCGGAUCUUGAUCCGCUGCCCUGGAAGCAGAGGUUGAACAUAUGUAUAGGGGUAGCACGCGUGUUGCACUACCUCCAUGCAGGGCUAAAGCACGCUCUCAUCCACCGCGACGUGAAAUGCGCCACCAUUCUAUUGGAUGAAAGGUUAGAUGCCAGGCUUUCGAACUUCACGAUAUUGAAGAUGGGUCCUCCUAGUUUGUCAAAUGCACUUAUCCGAGUGACCUCUGAUAGGAUCGGCCCGAUCGGGGGUACUUUUGGUUAUAUUGAUCCACAGUACCUCACUUCGGGACAAGUUACAGAAAAAUCUGAUAUCUACUCGUUUGGAAUGGUGUUGUUGGAAAUUUUGUGUGCCAAACCGAUAGUGCUUCUAUCAUACAGAGAAAGACUGGACACCUUAUGUGAUGUAAUGGACCCUUUUCUGAGAGGUAAAAUAUCUCCGGAUUGUUUAGAAAAAUUUAUGGAUGUCGUCCAGAGAUGUGUGCGUCCUACAGGCGCAGAACGACCCACAAUGGGCGAAGUGGAGGUGGAACUCGAGUGCGCAUUGGAGCUGCAAGACUGCGCAGAUGUCAAGAAGGAUGGUUCUGUUGGUCUUGCAGGUGACUAUAGCUACCAAGGGAUGUCAAUUUGUGAAAUUCAUGAUAUUUUUUCUUUUUUGUCUAGGCAGCCAUUAAUUUAGGAUAUGUCAGCCUUUAUUUGAAUAAAAUCCAGUUUUUCAGUUUCUGAUGAUGGUAGCUUCAAAUCCGACAAUAAUGUAGACAUUUUUAUGUACACCAUGCCCCUUUAAAUCCAUUUGUUUUUACAACAAACUCAUUUACAUA